AUGUCCUCCAGCACUUCUCCCAUCGACAAGCAGAAGUCGGCUCUUUCUGCUUCCUCUGCGCCGCGCUCCCCGACUGCUAGCAUCGCACCCUUGCUCCCCGCUCAUCUCUCGAAUCGUGCUAGAGAUCACAGCUUAGACAUACCCAGUAUAGUUUGCACGCCAAACCCGUCGGAACUCAGCCUCGAUGUCCCUAUUCAGCCACGCACUAGCAGCCUCAAUCGCCACUCUGCCGACGACGACGAUAGCCCCAUAAUGACGGCUGUUCAGCAAGUUCCUUAUCUCUCUUCCAGCGCAGAGCCCGAGGAUGCCAAGAUGGACACGUCGACCAAUCAUCACAGCGUCAAUACACACGACCUUGCCACGCUUUCCUACAGCGUCGACGUAGGCUCUCCAUCCUCAACUACACCGCGCUAUACCAACGUGGGCAUGUCGAGGCCGCUCUCGUAUCAUCCUGACGACCAAAAAGUCAAUCCACGCGCGGUGCGUGAUCCAUUCAGUCUGCCCACAUCGCUCGUCGGCUCAACCGUCAGCAUGAACGGCUCCACUGCCACUUCGGAGGCUCGCGACUUCUUCUCCAACCCUUACUCAUGGGAUACCAUGGACGGCAAACAGGAACCCGACGAUGAUCUGCAUGAUCCGCAAGUACUCCCCGAUAUCAAGCAUGGCUGGUUCGGCGGCGCCGUUGGAAGCAGGGGCGUGCUCAACGUCGGUGUCCUCGCCCUUCUCUCGAUGGCACUCGUCCUGCUCUUCGGCGGAUAUCCAAUCAUCUCAUACUUUGGCCGCCGUCACGAGAGCACCAAGGGUGGUUACAAUCUCGGCGGCGUCAAUGCGUCGGGCCAGAUCGCCAGCAUCCCUGGUCUGCGUUCCUCGCUCAUCGACCCCGACACUCCUCAAGACGCUCGCACGCGCCUCAGCCCAGAUGGCACCAAAACCAUGAAGCUUGUCUUUUCCGAUGAGUUUAAUACCCCCGGUCGUUCCUUCUAUCCUGGCGAUGAUCCGUUCUGGGAAGCUUCCGAUCUGCACUACUGGGCCACCAACAAUUACGAGUGGUACUCGCCCGAAGCCGUCACCACUAGGGAUGGUGCGCUGCGCAUCACCCUCGAUCAGGUCCAGACCAACAACCUCAACUUUCGCGGUGGGUUUCUCAGCUCCUGGAACAAAUUUUGCUUCACCGGUGGCUACCUCGUGGCCAGUGUCCAGCUGCCUGGUGCUGCCAGGGUCGCUGGUCUCUGGCCAGCCUUCUGGACCAUGGGCAAUCUUGGCCGUGCAGGAUACGGCGCCACAACCGAUGGAACUUGGCCUUAUUCGUACACUGCAUGUGACGUCGGAACGCUCAUGAACCAGACCGACGCCAAUGGCCAGCCUGCCGCUGCUGCUAUCGGUGGCGAUGUCAUGUGGAACAGGAAGGCCGAAUCUACCUCGCUCUCCUUCCUGCCUGGUCAGCGUCUUUCCGCUUGCACUUGCGCUGGCGAUGAUCACCCUGGUCCAUUGCUCAAGGAUGGUACCUAUCGUGGACGCAGCGCACCCGAGAUUGACGUUUUCGAGGCCCAGGUCGACGGUACCCUCGGCAUGACCGUCUCACAAUCCAUGCAAACGGCCCCUUUCAAUAUGUACUACAACAUUACCAACACCACCGGUCCAGCCUAUGAGUUCUUUCAGCCCGACUCACACCUCAACUUGUACACGGGCCAGAACGAUCAGCAGGCUCUCAGCGGAAUCACCGUUGCCUCGCAACUUGCCGUGCAGCGUGGCGGCGACGGCAGUUACGCAACGUAUGGCUUCGAGUACGAGCCCGGCCCACAAGGAUACAUUGAUUGGGUGUCGAAUGGCCAGCGGGCGUGGAAGGUGCACUCUGCUGCGCUCGCUGCCGAUCCUGUCAGCCAGAUCAGCGAUCGUCCCAUUCCCGAAGAGCCCAUGUACAUUAUCUUCAACUUGGGCAUCAGUGAGAACUUUGGCUUCCCCGAUUGGCGCCACCUUCGCUGGCCUGCUGUCAUGUCGGUCGACUGGGUACGUGUCUACCAAGAUCCCGAUGCGGAAAACGUCGGGUGCGACCCGCCCGACUUCCCCACCGCCGAUUACAUCGAGCGUCAUCGAGCAGCCUAUUACAAUGCCAACUACACUGUGUGGGGUGGCUCCCCCGAUCAGGGCGGCUAUGGCGGUCUCUGGCCCCGAAACAAACUGUACCCCGAAGGUUGUUCCGCUCCCACCAGUACACAACCAGGUUCCCCCGUAAAACCUUAUCCGCAGGCUAGCCCCGUACCCUCUAGUCAGAUUGCUGUCGGUCAGAACUAG
Messenger RNA from Mycosarcoma maydis (corn smut), 2292 nucleotides. RefSeq lists its product as uncharacterized. Lineage: Eukaryota; Fungi; Basidiomycota; Ustilaginomycetes; Ustilaginales. Gene Ontology annotation, cellular component: endoplasmic reticulum membrane; plasma membrane. Gene Ontology annotation, biological process: (1->6)-beta-D-glucan biosynthetic process; fungal-type cell wall organization. Gene Ontology annotation, molecular function: glucosidase activity. The coding region runs from base 1 to 2292 and encodes 763 amino acids. The transcript has a single exon. The record is from RefSeq and is a predicted model, not a curated record.